Molecule: messenger RNA, 1450 nt
Organism: Tauraco erythrolophus (red-crested turaco)
Lineage: Eukaryota; Metazoa; Chordata; Aves; Musophagiformes; Musophagidae
Source: RefSeq, a predicted model, not a curated record
GAACUCAGAAACUUGAGAGUGUUGUGCUUAGUAAAAUGAACUUUGAAUCUUUUGUGAGAGAUCUGCUUCUGGUUCGUCAUUACAGAGUUGAAGUUUACAAGAACAAAGCAGGGAGUAAAUCUAUCAAGGAAAAUGACUGGUAUUUAGCAUACAAGGGUUCUCCAGGAAAUCUCGCCCAGUUUGAGGAAGUUCUCUUUGCCAGCAAUGAUAUGUCGACGGCCAUUGGGGUUGUGGGGGUUAAGCUGUCUACUACUGAUGGACAAAGAGUAGUAGGAGUGGGGUAUGUCGACACUACGCUGAGAAAAUUGAGUGUCUGUGAGUUUCCAGAUAAUGAUCAGUUCUCAAACCUUGAAGCUCUGCUGGUUCAACUAGGACCGAAGGAGUGUGUGCUGCCAGGAGGAGACACUGCAGGAGAGAUGGGAAAACUACGGCAAGUCAUUCAGAGAGGAGGAAUCCUGAUUACAGACAGGAAGAAGGCAGAUUUCACUACAAAAGAUAUUGUUCAGGAUCUCAAUCGCUUGUUAAAAUCAAAAAAAGAUGAACAAAUGAAUAGCGCAGCAUUGCCAGAGAUGGAAAAGCAGGUUGCUGUUUCGUCUUUGUCGGCCAUUAUCAAGUUUUUAGAGUUGCUGUCAGAUGAGUCUAAUUUUGGACAGUUUGAACUGACUACUUUUGAUCUUAGUCAGUACAUGGUUCUAGAUAAUGCAGCUGUUCAAGCUCUCAACCUUUUUCAGAGUUCUGUGGAAAAUGCUAAUACUGCCCAGUCUCUAGCUGGUUUACUAAAUAAAUGCAGAACCCCUCAAGGACAAAGACUAGUUAAUCAGUGGAUCAAACAACCGCUUAUGGACAAGAAUAGAAUUGAAGAAAGGUUGAAUUUGGUUGAAGCUUUUGUGGUGGAUCCAGAACUACGUCAGUGCCUUCAAGAAGAUCUCUUACGUCGCUUUCCAGAUCUUAACCGACUGGCAAAGAAAUUUCAGAGGCAAGCAGCAAACUUACAGGACUGUUACCGAAUGUAUCAGGCUAUUAAUCAACUGCCUAAUGUUGUACAAGCACUAGAAAAACAUGAAGGAGCUCACCAGAUGUUGUUGUUGGCAGUGUUUAUAACACCUCUUAAUGAUAUCUAUUCUGACUUCUCAAAGUUUUUGGAGAUGAUAGAAACAACAUUGGACAUGGAUAAGGUGGAGAAUCACGAAUUUCUUGUUAAGGCUUCUUUUGAUCCUAAUUUGACAGAAUUAAGAGAGAAGAUGAAUGAACUGGAAGAAAAAAUGCAGUCCUUUUUAAGGAGUGCAGCCAAAGAACUAGGUUUGGAAGCUGGCAAAAGUAUCAAACUGGAGACAAAUUCCCAGUUUGGACAUCACUUUCGAAUAACUUGCAAGGAAGAAAAAGUUCUCCGUAACAAUUCAAAAUAUGGAAUAGUUGAUACACAGAAGAAUGGUGUGAAAUUUACUAACAG